Messenger RNA from Cucumis sativus (cucumber), 2478 nucleotides. RefSeq names its product protein FAR1-RELATED SEQUENCE 6. The transcript is spliced from 2 exons. The coding region runs from base 220 to 2229 and encodes 669 amino acids. The record is from RefSeq and is a predicted model, not a curated record. Lineage: Eukaryota; Viridiplantae; Streptophyta; Magnoliopsida; Cucurbitales; Cucurbitaceae. Gene Ontology annotation, molecular function: zinc ion binding. Gene Ontology annotation, biological process: regulation of DNA-templated transcription.
AGCUGUUUUUUGUUUUUGUAAUUAAAGAAAAAAGGGUAAAUUUGCCACUGAUAGUUAUGAAGAAGAAGAAGAAGGUUGUUCAACAGCAGGAUGAGAAUGGGUAGGUUGAUGAUUAACAAUGGCGUUACGAACAACACCAAUUACAACCAUGGAGAAGCCACCACAUAUACCUGAAAACUUCCCUUCUCCAAGAAAUUGCUGAUUUUCCAUCUAGAGUAGAUGGAUGGAGUUUCUCUCAACACCGAGCCAGUGGGCGAUGAGGAGGGGGAUUAUUUUGAGAUCGAAGGGGAUUCUGUAAUUGCAGAUUAUGUUGAUCAAAGUGGGAUAUUUGAAGGAGAAAAUCCCCUCCCUCCUGCUGUUGGUAUGGAGUUUGAAUCUUAUGAGGAUGUAUACUACUUUUAUAGUUGCUAUGCAAAAGAACAGGGAUUUGGAGUUCGAGUUAGUAACACUUGGUAUAGGAAGAGUAAAGAAAAGUAUAGAGGAAAACUUAGCUGUAGUAGUGCUGGUUUCAAGAAGAAGAGUGAAGCGAAUCGACCGAGACCGGAGACGAGAACUGGUUGCCCAGCUAUGAUAAAAUUUAGGUUGAUGGAUACUAGAAGGUGGAGAAUCAUUGAAGUUGAGCUUGAUCAUAAUCACUUGAUCAACCCGACUAGUGGGAAGUUUUAUAAAUCUCAUAAGAACUUGGGUGUUGGAACCAAGAGAUUGUUGCAACUAGAUAGUGUUGAAGAAGUGCAAAAAGUUCGGUUGUUUCAAACGGUUGUAAUUGACGCUGAUCACAAUGGAUACUUGGAUGUUGAUGAAGGAGAGUUUGGAAAUAGAGUUGAUAAUUCCAAUCAAUUGAAACUUAAUAAAGGAGAUGCUUUAGCUAUUGAAGAUUUUUUAUGUCAAGCACAACUCACAGAUUCAAAUUUCUUUUAUGUCCUGGAUCUUAAUGAGAAGGGAUCUCUGAGGAAUUUGUUUUGGGUUUCUUCAAGGUCAAGGGCUGCUUAUACUUAUUUCAGCGAUGUUGUGUACAUGGAUACAUCAUGUUUAGCAAACAAGUAUCAAGUCCCAUUGGUCUCAAUUAUUGGAGUAAAUCAUCAUGGCCAGUGCGUAUUAUUUGGUUGUGGUUUACUUGCCAUGGAGACAGUAGAGUCAUAUAUAUGGUUGUUUAGAGCAUGGCUUACCUCUGUACUAGGACGACCUCCACAAGUUAUCAUUGCAGAUCAACAUGAAGAACUCCAAAUUGCUCUCACCGAUGUCUUCCCGAGAGCUUCUCAUUGCAUUUCUUUAUCUGAUAUUAUGAGGAAGGUUCCACAGAAGCUUCGAGGAAUGCUUGAAUAUGAAACAAUUGAAAUCGCAAUCUUUAGAGCAGUUUACCACUCCUUGAAGCCAGAACAAUUCGACGCAUUGUGGGAGGGUAUGAUCCAGCAGCACGGACUUGGAGGUCAUAAAUGGCUCCAAGAGCUUUACGAACAUCGGAGACAGUGGGUUCCAGUUUUCAUGAAGGAUACAUUUUUGGCUGGAGUGUUAUCGAUUGUAUCUGGUGACGUAGUUCCGUUUUUCUUUCAAGAAUACUUAGGUGAGCAUACUUCUUUAAAGCAAUUCUUUGAGCAGUAUGAUCAAGCUAUACAAUCGCAUCAUCAACUAGAAGUUCUGGCAGAUGAAGAUUCAAAAAAUUCAAGUCUCAUGCUUGAAUCAAGAUGCUAUUUUGAAGCGCAGCUAUGUAAAUUGUAUACCAAUGAGAUACUUGAAAAGUUUGAGAGAGAGGUGGAGGGAAUGUAUUGUUGUUUUAACAGAAGGAAGUUGAAUGCUGAGGCGCCAUUAAUGACAUAUAUUGUGAAAGAGCAUGUCGAAAUGGAGGGAAGUAGAAGGGAUGCAAGAGAGUUUGAAGUUUCAUACAAUGAAUCUGACAUGGAAGUCCAAUGCAAUUGUGGCUUAUUCAACUCGAAAGGAUAUCUAUGCAGACAUGCUUUAUCCGUUCUUACCCAGAACGGUAUCAAGGAAAUCCCGGCUCAAUAUAUCCUACAACGAUGGAGAAAAGACGUUAAAAGAAAUUACAUUCUCGAUUAUAGUUACACUACUAGUAUUGAUACCAACAGCCAAAUUCAUAGGUAUGACCACAUAUACAGAUCCAUUGUGCAAGUGAUUGAAGAAGGGAGAAAAUCGAAAGAGAAGUACGGUAUCGCUGUACAGGGAAUCAAGGAUAUACUGAGCAAGCUUCGGCUAGGAACCGACACUUCCAGUUGAUCAGUUUACGCAGAUGUAAGGCUAUAGAGAUCUUAGCAGAGGAUUGCGUUGUUAAUUGAUUGAUAUUUGCUUGGUUCAGAGAUGAGAGUUUACUAUCUCACUCUAAUCUAUAUCUAAUUACGAGUUAUGUAUAACUUAACUAGUUAAGCUCUACAACAAAUAGUUCAAAUUUUUUUUUAAAGCAGUGAAACUUUGAAGUAUUAGUUUCUUAUAACAUAAACCAAUGACAAAAUCAUUGCUUUAAGUUUA